Pyricularia grisea is the source of this 1859-nucleotide messenger RNA. RefSeq lists its product as uncharacterized. Gene Ontology annotation, cellular component: nucleus. Bases 125 to 1675 code for a protein of 516 amino acids. Gene Ontology annotation, molecular function: zinc ion binding; transcription cis-regulatory region binding; DNA-binding transcription factor activity, RNA polymerase II-specific. The transcript has 3 exons. Gene Ontology annotation, biological process: positive regulation of transcription by RNA polymerase II. The record is from RefSeq and is a predicted model, not a curated record. Lineage: Eukaryota; Fungi; Ascomycota; Sordariomycetes; Magnaporthales; Pyriculariaceae.
CCUGCAGGCAUCAUUACAAAUCUCGCCACUCUCAACCCACAAGCAUAAAAUCAAACAUUCAACUUUCCGCGACUAAAAGGCAUAUUGUAUUAUUGAUCUCGCAUCUACUGGUUUCAGGAAAACUAUGGGUCAAGUCAAAAUAAAUCGAGCAUGCGGGACCUGUAGAGAUCGCCGGAUCGCUUGCGACCGGGGAGUCCCUACGUGCAGCCAAUGCAUGCGAUCUAAGCGGGAAUGUCAAGGGUACAGUCUAAGGCUGUCUUGGCCAACCGUAACCGGUGACUGCCGUCGCGCAAUCGUGGCCGACAUCCGCCCGCGAUCAGAUAGGGCCGCUCUGAUGAAGCUUCGACCUGGCCGGUUGGAUCUGGUACGCGCUGGAAACCACGAUGUUGAACUACACUACCGGUUACUAGCUGCUUCGAGGUCAAAGGCCGGCGCGAGAUUGUUGCUGUACCGUCGUGAGAACUGGCCUGUCGUGCCCUCGCCUGCAAAAAGGCCAUCACAGAUGCAAGAUUGGCAUCUUCUAUCGUACUUCCACGAGGUCGCAUCCCAUACCCUCUCCACCUUCCUCUCGGGGCCCGAACAUGGCCUGGGCGGGAUCCUGACACGGAUCGGCUUCGCCGACGACUCUCCAUCAUCUCAAGCCGUCCUCCGGGCCUUACUGGCCCUCUCAUCCCUGCAGCGCCACGGCCCCAACGAGCGCGCCAUGGAGCUCAAGGUGUCUGCGAUCGGGGCCCUGGCCGCGGCGGCUAAAAUUGGACCCAACACCCCGGCUCAGGUCCUGCAGCACGUUGCGGCGGGGAUGCUGCUCUGCUCGUACGAAGUCAACACUGCCUCGUGCACCUCGGAGCAGUGGCUAGUCUACAUCUCGGGCAUCAAGCGGGUGCUCACUUCCGGGCUGGUGGAGAAGGCCGUCGCCGCCCGCGACCCCGACUGGCUGCCGCUCGUGGGCUGGAUGCUCUACCACGACUCGCUGUCCCGCUUCACUCUCCGCCACUGGCGCCGCGACGGCGAUGCAAAGGUGCCUCUGCCGCUGUUUUUCUCCUUCUCGCAGAGCCUGCCCGAGCAGGAGCAGCUGCUCCGAGAGGCGGCGCCGUGGGCCGUCAAGCCGAUCGAGUGGCAGACCGAAAUCCUCGACAUUGUCGACAAGUGGCCCGCCUACCAGCGCACCAUGAGCACAAUCGAGCGGCAGGCAUACAAGCGCCGUGUCCGGCGUAUCGACGAGGUCAUACGGCAGGAGCUGGUGGAUCCCAAGUGUCCGGCCACAGGCACGGAGAUCCCGCCAAUGUCCUCCCCUUUCAUCGGCUGCUGGCCGCUCUACCCGCUCUCGCUAAUCAUCUACCUCCACCGCGGGACUGAGGGCAUGGCGGCCACGUGCAUCGAGGACGACGUGUCGACGGCGUUCAGCCACCUGGUGAGCAAGUCUGUGUGCGAUCGGCAGUUCCCGCUCUUUAUCAUCGGCUGUGAGGCGCGGACCGAUGAGCAACGGACCGCCGUGCUGGACCUGAUGGCGCGCAGCGAGAAGCUCAAGUCGUCCAGGUCCGUCGGGCACGUGCGGCUGCUGCUCGAGGCAGCGUGGGCACAGGAUGACCUGUUAGCCGAGGGCCGGAAGCUCGAUUACAUCCUAAAGCUGAGUGGCGUCAUCAAUCUAGCCAUGAUACCACCUAGUUUUGCCUGAAAAGGGGUUGGAAUUGAAUCUGGCACGGGUACUCGGCCCUGGCCUGUAUAGCUCUGCACUUGAAUGUUCUCUGUAGAAUAAUAACUUUGCUUAGAUGCUUACAUUUGAAAGAAGCCACUUUGACGAAUUGGACCAAACCUUCACCCCGUUUUCCUUCACUUUCGCCUGACCGGAAAUCGUAAAG